Metarhizium brunneum ARSEF 3297 is the source of this 2889-nucleotide messenger RNA. It is a transcript of the gene DIP2, whose product is annotated as U3 small nucleolar RNA-associated protein 12. NCBI's taxonomy places the organism in Eukaryota, Fungi, Ascomycota, Sordariomycetes, Hypocreales, Clavicipitaceae. The record is from RefSeq and is a predicted model, not a curated record. Gene Ontology annotation, biological process: maturation of SSU-rRNA. Gene Ontology annotation, cellular component: Pwp2p-containing subcomplex of 90S preribosome; small-subunit processome. Gene Ontology annotation, molecular function: snoRNA binding; protein binding.
AUGGUGAAAUCGUACCUAAAGUACGAACACGCCAAGUCGUUUGGUGUGAUUACGACCAACACCUCAAACAUUCUCUGGGCUGCCAAAGACCGGACCAGUAGUGGCGCCGGACAAGCCGUCGUCGCCGCGAAUGAAGAAGUUCUCUGCUGGGAUAUAAAAAAGGGAGAGCUUAUCAGUAGAUGGAGGGACGAACGGUGUACAGCUUCUGUGACUGCAAUCGCGCAGAGCAAGGCAGACAAAGACGUCUACGCCAUUGGAUACGAGGAUGGUAGUAUCCGACUCUGGGACAGUAAAAUUUCGACGGUUAUUGUUAAUUUCAACGGUCAUAAGUCCGCUGUUACGAAGCUAGCAUUCGAUAAUUCUGGCGUACGACUUGCCAGUGGCUCCAAGGAUACCGAUGUUAUUAUUUGGGAUCUGGUCGCUGAAGUCGGCCAAUUUAAACUACGCGGACACAAGGAUCAGGUCACUGGGCUCCAGUUCAUCGAGCCCAAGUUGCAAGUUGAGAAUGAUGACGGAUCACGCGCAAUGCUCUUGAAUGAUGAAAACUCGUCGGAUGGCUUCCUAAUCACGACUGGCAAGGAUUCUUUGCUUAAACUUUGGGACCUCUCAUCAAGACACUGCAUCGAAACACAUAUCUCUCAAACGAAUGGCGAAUGCUGGGCCUUGGGUGUUUCUCCUGAUGUAAGCGGAUGCAUCACCGCAGGAAAUGACGGCGAGAUGAAAGUCUGGUCCAUUGAUACCGAAGGUUUAGCCGCCAGCACCCAACAGGUCGAUAUUUCUGCGGCCGCUCAUUACCUUCAUGACCGUGGAAUACUUCACAGGCAAAGCAAAGAUCGAGCAAUCGAGAUUAUUUUCCACCCACAGCGAGACUACUUUGCCGUCCAUGGCUCCGAGAAGAGUGUUGAUGUGUGGAGAAUCAAAUCCGAAGCGGAAAUUAAAAAGAGUCUAGCACGAAAGCGACAGCGACGCAGACAAAAGCAGAAGGACAGCAAGGCCGAAGAACAUGAUGCGGAAAACGGCGAUGAAGCCAAUGAGGAUGUUUCGAAAGCGAACGUUGGGGAUGUCUUUGUUCAGUAUGUUAUUGUCAGAACUGGGGGCAAGGUCCGCUCAGUUGAUUGGGCAACAUCCAGCAACCAGAAGGACUUACAACUGUUGGUGAGCACAACAAACAACCAACUGGAGUACUAUAGCAUCCCUCACAAGGAGAGGAUUGAGCGCAAGAAGAAAGAUGACAUCCCUGACUAUACUCGCGGCUUGGCUGUAGAACUGCCGGGACAUCGAGCUGACAUCAGAGCAUUGUCCCUGAGCUCGGAUGAUAAAAUGCUUGCCUCGGCAGCCAACGGUUCGAUGAAGAUUUGGAACAUCAAGACUCAAGCGUGUAUUCGUACAUUUGAGUGUGGCUACGCUCUUUGCUGCGCGUUCUUGCCGGGUGACAAAGUGGUGGUCGUCGGCACGAAGAGUGGUGAACUGCAAUUAUUCGAUGUUGCAUCAGCAUCACUGAUCGAUGCCGUGCAGGCACACGAGGGUGCCAUUUGGAGCCUUAGCGUCCAUCCCGAUGGACGAUCCGUUGUUUCUGGCAGUGCCGAUAAGACGGCAAAGUUCUGGGAGUUCAAGAUUGUCCAAGAGGAGAUUCUUGGCACGAAGAGGACAACACCCAAGCUGAAACUUGUUCAGUCACGCACUCUCAAAGUGUCUGAUGAUAUUCUGAGUCUCAAAUUUUCUCCCGAUGCCAAGCUGCUUGCGAUGGCCUUGCUAGACAACACGGUCAAAGUUUUCUUUGUAAAUUCGCUAAAGCUAUACCUCAACCUCUAUGGUCACAAGCUUCCCGUCCUGAGUAUGGACAUCUCGUACGACAGCAAGCUUAUUGUUACGAGUUCAGCGGAUAAGAAUAUAAGAAUAUGGGGGCUGGAUUUCGGUGAUUGUCACAAAGCAUUGUUUGGUCACCAGGACAGUAUUCUGCAAGUCGCCUUUGUCCCACACAAUUCCGACGGUAAUGGCCACCACUUCUUCAGCAGUAGCAAAGACAAGACCAUUCGAUACUGGGACGGAGACAAGUUUGAGCAGAUUCAGAGACUGGACGGCCAUCACAGCGAAAUCUGGACGAUUGCCAUCAGUCACACCGGAAACUUCCUCGUGAGCGCUAGUCACGACAAGAGCAUCCGGGUUUGGGAGGAAACCGACGAGCAAAUCUUCCUCGAAGAGGAGCGAGAGAAGGAAAUGGAGGAGCUUUACGAAAGCACAUUAACAACCUCCCUUGAAAAUGACCCCGACGCCGAGGGCGAGAAUGGCGAAGUAGCUGCGGCAACAAAACAGACAACAGAGACAUUGAUGGCUGGUGAAAGAAUACAAGAAGCCCUAGAAAUGGGCAUGGCCGACCUGAACCUUAUAAAAGAAUAUGAGGAAGCAAAACUCACGAACCCUCACGCCCCCCCGCCACAGCGCAACCCCGUCUUCCUCGCUCUCGGCAACAUCACCGCCGAAGUCCACGUCAUGUCAGUCCUGCAACGCAUCAAGGCAUCUGCCUUGCACGACGCACUGCUCGUUCUGCCAUUUGCCACCGUCCCGAUACUGUUAACAUUUCUCAACAUCUUUGCCAUGCGGUCCAUGAACAUCCCCCUGACGUGCCGCAUUCUCUUUUUCAUAAUCAAGACUCACCACAAGCAAAUUGUAGCUAGUCGCACAAUGAAGUCUAUGAUGGAUGGGAUACGCACAAACCUGCGAGCAGCGCUGAAGAGACAAAAGGAUGAAAUGGGAGUUAAUAUUGCCGCACUCAAGGUCGUGGGGAUGCAACUCCGCGAUAAGAGUAUCAAGGAUUAUGUUGAUGAGAAGUGGGAGGAUGAGAACCCAGAGAGGAGUGCGAAGAAGCGGGCCUUUGUACAUGUAGCAUAA